Corticium candelabrum is the source of this 2087-nucleotide messenger RNA. RefSeq lists its product as uncharacterized. The transcript has a single exon. The record is from RefSeq and is a predicted model, not a curated record. NCBI's taxonomy places the organism in Eukaryota, Metazoa, Porifera, Homoscleromorpha, Homosclerophorida, Plakinidae. The coding region runs from base 1183 to 1935 and encodes 250 amino acids.
ACCCAUGGCCAAAAAACGAGUCUUUCUUGCUUCUUUCCUGUUUGACUUCUAGAUCUCUGCCAAAUGUGUAUUCAACAAACAGCCAGGCAAAACAAGCGAUAUUCAAACUUGAUAAUUUUAUUCAAUUCGUCUACUUCUUGAUCAAAGUAAUCCUGUUUUCGUUGCAAUCGAUCGUUGAUAAACUGUGUAAACAAGUCAGUGGAGCACACCUGUGUAAACAAAAGGCUUAAGCCAGUGUUUUUCUAUGAUACACAUGGAGCAGACAAAUGUCGAAGCUCUGGUGCAACUGUGAGAAUAAGGAAUCUGCAGUUUGGAAGUGAUAUGUCACUACUGGCCUUGGUGUAGAACUUGCAGAAUUGUGGGGGUUGACUGUCCAGAAACAGUUGCUUCUUGAACUAAAAUAGACAUGCUAAAUUAUUCCAUUACUGUAAAAAUUUUAAAAAAUAAAAGAAUAAAAAAUAAAUAAAUAAAAAAUAAAAAUAAAUACAUUAGUAAAGGAAUAAAUGAACAAAUUCAGUCUGUGUGGAUUGACUGUCCAGAAAAAUUGCUUCUUGAACUAAACCAGACAUAACAAAUUAUUCCAAUACUGUAAAAACAUAAAUAAAUACAUUAAUAAACGGAUAAAUGAAUGAAUGAAUAAAUAAACCAAUUCAGUCUGUGUGGGUUGACUGUCCUAAAGCAAUUGCUUCUUGAACUAAACCAGAUAUAAUAAAUUAUCAUUACUGUAAAAAUAUAAAUAAAUACAUUGAUAGAUAGAUAAAUAACUGAAUGAAUAAAUGAACAAAUUGAGCCUGUGUGAGUUGACUGUCCUAAAGCAAUUGUUUCUUGAACUAAACCAGAUAUAAUAAAUUAUUCCAUGACUGUAAAAAUUAAAAAAUUAAUAAAUAAAAGAAUACAAAUAAAUAAAUAAAAAAUAAAUAGCUAAUAAAUAAAUAAUAAAUAAAAAAUAAAAAAUAAUACAUUAAUAAAUAGAUAAAUAAAUAAAUGACUAACAAAUAAAUAAAUAAAUGACUAAUAAAUAAUACAUAAAUAAAUAAUAAAUAAAAAUUAAAUAAAAAAUAAAAAUUAAAUAAUAAAUAAAAAAUUAAAUAAUAAAUAAAAAUUAAAUAAUAAAUUCUGGGUGCGAGACAUUACCGUACGUGUUGCAGUUCUCUUCGUGUGCGGUCCUGGAGCGGGAAGCCUAUGCACGGGCAGUAUCGCCGUCUCACUGAGCAACCGCCUGUGGACAUGAAAGAGACCUACGAAUGGCUAAAGGCAGCGAAUCUUCCUGCUGCAACUGAGGGACUGGUUGUUGCUGCUCAAGACCAAGCUCUUCGGACUCGGUACUAUGAGCGCAAGAUUCUACAUCGUUAUGUCAGUCCUACUUGCCGCAUGUGCAGUGUAGGCCUGGAGACAGUCGACCACAUUGUGGCAGGCUGUAGUGCUUUGGCACCGACGGACUACACUGAUCGACACAAUCAGGUGGCAUCCAUCAUUCACUGGGACGUUUGUCGCCAUUUUGGGGUUCCAGUGGAGAGCAGAUGGUAUCGGCAUCAUCCUGAUAGGCUUGUGGAGACGGAUGACAUUACUAUGAUGUGGGAUACCACCAUCCCCACUGCCAGGAAGAUCAAAGCCAAUCGUCCAGACAUCUGUCUCAGAAAUAGGAAGACAAACACUUGUCUUCUUAUUGAUAUCAGCUGUCCUGCUGAUGGCAACAUUGGCAAGAAACAUGCUGAGAAGUUGGCGAAGUACAGCGACUUGCGAGUGGAGAUAAGCCGCAUGUGGCAUUGUCGAACACUGGUGGUUCCGGUGGUCUUGGGAGCUUUGGGCACAGUGCACGCAGGUAUUGCACGGUGGCUGGACAUUAUUCCAGGUCAUCACAACCUGCAGCACUUACAGAAAACAGUGCUUCUGGGAUCUACUCGGAUCCUUCGUAAAGUCAUGUCUUCUUUCUAGACAGCCGUGAUGGUCUAAGUACUUCUGAAGCAGGGUUUGCUUCCGGUACUUGUAAUAGACUUUACAAACCAGACUGAUCUGGUUGAGCACGACACAAUUCUGGGAUCUACUCGCAUUAUUCGUAAAGUCAUGUCUCCUUUCUAGACAGCCGU